UUAACACAAAGUACAAUAUUUAUUUCUAUUUGUUCAUAUAGAGAUUCUGAGCUACAACACACUAUUAAUGACAUGUUUAAAAAGGCUUAUUAUCCAAAUAGAUUGCGUGUCGGUAUAUGUUUACAAGUUGAAGAAAAUGAUUCAAUUAAUGAUGUAUUCGAUUAUAGAAAUCAAUCUUACUCUAAACAAAUUAAGGAAAUUGUUUUAAAUUACAAACAAUCACAAGGCCCAUGUUUUGCUCGAUAUUUAAUUCAACAAAAUUUAUAUGAUCAAGAAGAUUAUUACUUACAAAUUGAUUCACAUAUGAGAUUUGAUGAAGGAUGGGAUGUUACACUAAUCAAACAAUUGAAACAAGUUGAUGAUGGAAGCAAACAUUCCAUUCUAUCUACAUAUCCAGUAGGAUAUGAACAACCAAAUCAAAUUCCCGAACAUGCCAAACCAACAAUCAUUGUUGCUAAAACAUUUUCAAAGGAUGAUAAUGGAUUUGAAAUGGUUAGAUUGGGAGCUAAAAUUGUUUUGGAAAAUCAUAUUGAAAAACCAAUUCCUUCACUAUUCUUUGCAGCAGGUUUUGCAUUCAGUUUUGGAAAGAUUGUAAAAGAAUGCCCCUAUAAUGAAUUACCAUUUAUUUUCUUUGGUGAGGAAAUGUACAUGCUUAAAAAAUUCAUAUCUAAAGGAUACAAGUUAUUCUCACCAACUGAGCCAAUCAUUUAUCACUUGUGGAAGAGAAGUUAUAGAAAGGUAUUUUGGGAGUUAUCAAAUGAAUCUAUGGAAGCUAAACUAACAUUUGAUAAU
This is a messenger RNA of Naegleria gruberi, 792 nucleotides long. RefSeq lists its product as uncharacterized. The transcript has a single exon. NCBI's taxonomy places the organism in Eukaryota, Heterolobosea, Eutetramitea, Acrasida, Naegleriidae. The annotation marks the transcript as partial. The record is from RefSeq and is a predicted model, not a curated record.